AGGUUUGAAGAUGAGUUUAUAAAUUAGAAAUGUAUAUAUAUAGGACUAGUUGUGACAUUUCCCAAUACUCAUUGCGUUGUUCGUAAGAAAGAUCAUAAUGAGGUUCUUGGUUGUUCUUGCUUCAGUAGUUUUGGCGAUUAACGCUACAGCCGACAACGAGUUGUGGUUGGAAUUCAAGCGAAACUAUGGACGUGACUACAGAAACCUGAGAGAAGAACAACACCGAUACAGCAUCUUCCAAAGCAACGUGCGCAUCAUCGACGAACACAAUGAGAAAUACGUCAAAGGAGAAGAAACCUACUACAUGGGAAUCAACCAGUUCUCAGACAUGACCCCCGAAGAGUUCAAAUCCAUGCUGAACUACAGCGCCUCCUUAAAACCAGCUCGCCCACAAUCCACCCUCAUGCACGUAGAAUCCGGUCUUGGAGCCCCCUCAGAGGUCAACUGGGUGUCCAAGGGAGUCGUCACCGGGGUUAAGAAUCAAGGAAAUUGCGGUUCCUGUUGGGCAUUCAGCGCUAUCGGCGCUGUAGAAGGAGCUUACGCCAUCAGAACUGGCUCCUUGGUCAGCUUCAGCGAGCAAAACCUUAUGGACUGCUCCACCGUGAACGCAGCCUGUGAUGGAGGAUGGAUGACAGCAGCUUUCGAGUACAUCAGAGACAACGGAAUCGAGACAGAGAAUGACUACCCGUACGUAGCCGCUAAAGGAUCUUGCCAAUUCAACUCGGGCAAGAGCGUCACAAGAGUCUCAGGCUUCGUUAACGUCGCCCAAAGCGAAAGCGCUUUGUUGGAAGCCUCCGCAAAUGUUGGUCCCCUCUCUGUAGGUAUCAAUGCCGCCCAUUUCCAAAACUACGCCGGAGGUGUUUUCACCAGUGACUCCUGCGAUAUAACUGACUUGAACCACGGAGUAGUCGUCGUUGGUUACGGAAAUGAGAACGGCGCAGAUUACUGGCUGGUCAAGAACUCCUGGGGUGCCGAAUGGGGAGAAAAUGGAUACGUCAAAAUGUUCCGUGGCAGCAACCUGUGCGGUAUUUCCCUAGAUAUUUCUUAUCCAACAUUGUAAUUUGGUUGUCCUAUCGUUCUGCCGUACAAGGUGUGACGUAUAGACCUAGAGAUGGGGUGUAUUCACAUUUACUUUCACUGUGAUGUUUCUCUGGGAGUUAAUUGUUGUCAUCUCAUGAAUUAAAAAAUAAAAAAUGUAUAUUUGUA
Molecule: messenger RNA, 1206 nt
Organism: Anoplophora glabripennis (Asian longhorned beetle)
Lineage: Eukaryota; Metazoa; Arthropoda; Insecta; Coleoptera; Cerambycidae
Product: cathepsin L-like proteinase
Exons: 5
Coding region: 98-1060 (320 amino acids)
Cellular component (GO): lysosome
Molecular function (GO): cysteine-type endopeptidase activity
Source: RefSeq, a predicted model, not a curated record